Messenger RNA from Meloidogyne enterolobii, 1253 nucleotides. NCBI's taxonomy places the organism in Eukaryota, Metazoa, Nematoda, Chromadorea, Rhabditida, Meloidogynidae. The record is from the annotation of a GenBank genome assembly.
UUUUCGAAUUUUUUUGUAUAUACUCUAAUUUCCCUCCAAAAUUUUCUUUUAGAAAUUCCUUACCAAAACAGCACACAAUAACAACAACAAAUCUUUUUUUCCUCUUCCAGAUUUUCUUUUCUUUUAUUUAUAUCCCCUUUAUAAAUAAAACUGCCCACAGCUGAGUGGGAUAGAGCAUUAAGUAAAUAAAUAAAAAAAUAAAAUUUAUUGAGUUAGAAGAUUUAGAAAAUCUUAUUUAAAAAAUAAAUUUUUUCUGCACUUGUAAAAGCUAGGGAGGGGGGAGGAUAUGUAAAAAUAAAACUUGAAACUUGAAAAAAGUUUUUUUUUAAUUUUGGUACUCUAUCGAAUUUGUCUUCCCUCAUUUACCCUUCCAUUUUUUUUCUUACAAUUUAAUAAAAAUUAUAAAAUUGUUGACAAAUAUACAUAUAUGUAUGUAUCUUUGGCAAACUUGCUGGUUAUCAGAAUUAUCAACAAUAGUUCUUUCGUUUAUUCUCCCACUUUAUCUUCCCUUAAUCUCUUCAUUUUUAUUUAGCUACCUUUAUUUCUUUUUCUUAAAAAUUUUUUUUUGUUUUUCUUGUCUCCUUCCUGGUCUCCAUUCAAAAUAUAUAAUUUAAAUUUUUUUUAUCCGUCUCUUACACUAAUCUUUGAACGCCAAACUUUUUAAAAAUGUUGUCAUUAAUUCUUGAAAUUUAUGAUUUCCUUCCUUCAUUUUUUCCUCCCUAGAGGGUCUUGCAACAUAUUCUUUUCAUUUAUUUUUAAAUUCAUCAUUUACUACAUCAUUUUUUGGUGGGUUAUUCCAGAAGAUUAAUAUGUUAAUAAGUUUGAAUUUUUGACAUUUUAAAUUUUUUGAAAUUUUGACUUAUUGGCAUUUUGACUUUUUGAAUUUUUGUUAUUUUUAACUUUUUUGGCUUGAUUUUUUGACAACUUGAACUUUUUGACUUGUCCUGACUUGACUCAAAACUAGUGCUUCGCCGAAAGUUCCGGUUCCGGUAAGCCGGAAAUCCCGGGAUUUUUUGGCUCCGGUUCGGUUGUAAAGUUCCGUUUCUGACCAAAUUUGCGGUUCCGGCGAAGCACUGCUCAAAACCUUGACUCUUUGACAUUUUCUAUCCUUGACAUUUUAAAUUUUUGGCAUUUCGACUUAUUGGAAUUUGAUUUUUUGAUUUUUUUGACAUUUUUGACUCUGACAUUUAGACACCUUGGCAUUUUAAACUUUUUUCUAAUCUUUUGCUCCUCGAUCUUCUGGAUUAAUUCCC